Messenger RNA from Schistosoma rodhaini, 6521 nucleotides. Lineage: Eukaryota; Metazoa; Platyhelminthes; Trematoda; Strigeidida; Schistosomatidae. The record is from the annotation of a GenBank genome assembly.
ACAUUUUAACAGAGAAUAAUAAUAAUAAUUAAGUAUGAGAGUAAAGAAAGGAACUAAACACUAUUUGAUCACUGAAUUAUGUUAUAAUAGUGGCUAUUCUAAAAAUUUGUUCAAUUAUCAUCUAGUUACCUCAGCGAUUAGUAUUACAUGCUAACUUAUUGAAAUGCCAUGUAUACGUGAUCCAUUUCCAUGGUGGUUACCAUUAGCCCUAUCAUGUUCCAUUGUAUUGAUCACAAUAUUCAUAGGUAUAUUUCGUUGGCUAUACAAAAUUUAUUCACGACAUAAACGUCUUAAAAUUAGAUCAUCACGACAAUUUAUACAAUAUAAACAAUUAUCACCUUUAUCCAUCGAUAAUCAACGUACUUUAAGUCUACAGAGUACAAACGAUGAUUUAACAGACGAUUAUCCAGGUUUAUUUGCCGAUCAUAAAGACGAUCAAGAAUUUGAUGAAUUUACUGAAUCUGAAGAAAAUAUUGAUUCAAUGCAUAAAAACUGUUCACCAAGUAGAUAUUUAAUAAGUUGUAAUAAGAAAUUACGUCGCAUUAAAACAAUCAAUAGUAAAAAACCUGAUAUAUCAACAUUACCGAUAAUUAAGAUUAAUGAUAUACAUCUGCCUCACCACCACCACCAUCAUCAACAACAACAACAGGAAGAACAAGAACAACAACCACAUAAACCGUUAUUACACAAGAGUAAUAGCGUGAAUUCGUCAAAAACACCUUUAUCUGAUUUACAAUCAUCUCCAUCCUGUUUGGAAACACAAAGUGAUACAACAUAUAUCAAUGAUUUUUUCACUGUAAAACCAACAAAUAAUCAUAUAUUACUUUCGGAAAAUUCAACUCCAUCUUAUUGGGAAGAAUCAAAUCGUUGCAAUUGGUUUGUUAAUUGGUUUAAGUAUACUCGUUUAGGUAUGUCAGCUAGACAACAAUUGAAUAUGAAAUUAUAUUGUGAACGAUUUACUACAGUCUCAUAUCCAGCUGGUAAAAUAAUGUUAACUAUCUAUAUUGUUCUCAGUACGGUCUCCUGGCUAUUUUAUGUAGUUGAAAAUAGAAAUAAUCCUCCUGUGAGUAUACGUGGUAUAUGCCAUACAUUACGUUCGAAAAUCCUCAGUUGGAUCAAUUUUGGUAUCAAUUUAUUCUGCUUGGGUUAUUAUAUUUUAAAGCUGUGUGCAGCUACUGAUCGGGUUCGUUUUGUUCUCAGUUUUUCUUCACUGAUCGAUAUAAUUUCAAUUCCACCGGCUUUAUGCAGUGUUUUCGAAACACAUCGUCAUAUUGACUUGAAUUUUCUUCGAUCAAUGUGCUUUUUGUAUUAUGUUGAUACGCUCACUUAUUUGGGUGUGAUAACAUCAAAUCAAGGAAUUCAGUCAGCUCGUAUCGUGUUCACAUUGUUCACCAUAUGGAUGGUUGGUAGUGGGAUUAUGCACGUGAUCGAACAUUUGGGAGAUUUUUGGUUGAAUGAAAAUCAUCGUGGUACAUGGAGUUACUUCGAGUCUUGUUAUUUUCUUUUAGUAACAUUAUCUACUGUUGGUUACGGUGAUUAUGUAACUCAUUCAACAUUGGGGAGAUUAUUUAUUUGUAUAUUUAUACCAGUUGCUAUGGGUGUUUCUGCAAGUUUUGUACCAGAGUUAUUUCGUAAUUUCAAUAACAACUAUACUAAUUCUUCGGAUCGAUAUGAACCAAUUUCAGGUGAACGACAUGUUAUCGUUUGCGGAAAUUUUGAUAACGAAAGCAUACGAGCUUUUAUCAAAGGUUUUCUUUACGGAUGUCAAGCCAAAGGACGUAUGAGAAUAAAUAUGGUACUUUUGAGACCAAUACCAUUAGAUUAUGCAUUGAAAGCAAUUCUUAGUCCAUAUCAUGCAUGGGUUCGAUAUUUUCUUGGUACACCGAAUAAUCCACACGAUUUAGCCAGAACUAAAUUAAAAGAAGCACGAGCAGCAUUCAUAUUAGCCACACCAAAUACAAAAUUUCGUGAUGAUGAAGACAGUGCAAAUAUAAUGCAAGCGAUUGCAAUAAAGGCUAGAAAAAAGAAUUUACGCGUUAUUUUGCAAUUACAUUAUUUUAGAAAUAAGUGUUUAAUGAAUAAUUUUCCACGUUGGACAUAUUUAGCCAACGAUAUGGUAGUUUGCAUGGAAGAACUAAAAUUAGGUUUAAUGGCGUACAAUUGUUUAGCACCAGGUUUCUCAACGUUGAUUGUAAAUCUUUUAAAUGCACAUGGAAGCAAACCAAGAAUAUUUGAAUAUGAACGUUGGAGGAUAGAAUAUGAGUAUGGAUUUCGAAUGCAACUACAUGAUGUCGGUAUUAGUCAUGAAUUUUCAAACCUAUUUAUUAGAGAUUUAGCUAUUUUUGUCUAUGAAAAGUGGAAUCUUAUUCUACUAGCCGUACGUAUCAAUGGGCUAGAAAAAUCUUCUAUACUUAUAAACCCAAUUGAAGUAAACUGUCCAGUGAAUAAUAAUUCAAUGCGCGCUAUAGUUAUAUCUAGUGAUUAUAGUUCUGCUUUAAACUUGCAGUAUUAUUGCGUAACAUGUGAAGGACACUUAAUUGGUCAACCAUGCAGAUGUAGUCGUCCUGUGUUAGAAAAAAGAAGAAAGAUAACAAUUGCUAGAGACUUAGCACUGUAUGAACAAAUUGGGAAAGCCAGAGAAAAUGCUGUUAAAGCUGAAACAUGGUCAUAUGAUACUAGAUCUACACACUUUUUUCGUCAUUCAUUUACUGCGACAUCACCUAAUUUAUUACAUGAUACAAGAAAUUUACUAUUUGAUCAACCUCGUGGGCGAAGUGAAACAAGAAAAAUGGACAUAAAUUCAAGAAAUUUAGGACUUCCAAAUAAUAUUCCAGCAAGGUGUAUGAAUUAUUCUCCAAUACGAACUCCAUCACAUUCAUCACAAGUAGAUCGUACUGGAUCAUUUCAUUGGGUACCAGAUAUACCCCUAACAAGGGCCACGUUGAGUCCAAAUCAAGCGGCAAGCCUGAAUUUUAGCAGACAUUUCCUUGUGUGUGUUGCUGGAAAAUCAACAAACGGUCCUCUUAAUCUGGAGAAUUUCAUCAUGCCACUACGAUUCCAUUGGCAGCGUGUUCGAGAUAUCGUGAUUCUAGGAGAUAGUCAUUUAAUUGGGCCGUUGGAAUGGGUGAAAUUAAAAAAUCUUCCAAGAAUAUUUAUCGUCGACGGUGAUCCAUGUAGUUUUAAUGACCUACACUCAGUACAUUUAUGUCAGUGUAAUGCUUGUGUAGUGCUUGGUUACAGUGCAGAAGAGCCUCAUUCACAAUGUGUUGAUCCAAGUCUUCAAGACAGAGUGACAUUAUUAUGCGCAAUGAAUAUUCGAUCAUUAUUACAAAAGGAACAACAUUUGGUCCAUUUAACAACAGAAUUACAUUAUGAAAAAAAUGCCUACUUAUUCAGUUCAGGUGACAUACAUGAAAAUGAUUACAAAUUACCAGUAUGGUUUAGUGAACCAUUUGCUCGGGGGAUUAUUUUUAGCAACACUUUACUAUAUAGUUGUUUGAGUUCUUUCUUUUACAAUGAUAAUAUAUUUCGUUUCCUUCGAGUUUUAAUUUCUGGACAGUCGACUGAUGAACUUGAAGCAUCAUUUUCUGUUGGAGCAGGUCUACAACAACAAGCAACACCACAGUCAGCUCGAAUGGCUGGAGUAAAAGUUUCUUUGAGGGGAUUUCGUCAUGCACCCUUCAAAUUCUUAACUCGAAUAUCACUUCGAGUGAGUGCUGUACAUUAGAGUAUACAUGCCAAAUGUAGUCCAGUACGACAUAUCAAGUGAAAAAUAUAAAUAUAUGGCAAUUAGGACUUGAAAUGAAAUCUUUCAUAAAUAUUAAAUUCAAAUAUCGAGCACUCAUUCACGAAAGAAACGGAAAAAUGAGCGAAAGUGCUGGGUAUGAAGUAAUUAGUGAACCUUGAAAACAAUGCGGAUAACCUCAGUUCAUUUUUUUACUAGAAUUCUAGCUGUGGUUUGUUGUGUAGAAGCAAAACUUUCUGCUUCACCAGGGAAAUACCUAUUAUAAUUCUAGAGCUGUACCUUAAUAUAGUAACCUUACAAUGAAAAUUAACUUUUUUUAUCUUUUCAAAUUUUGUUAGAGGCAUCUCAAAAAUGGUAAAUUUGUCUAAAUUUCGUCACAAAUGUCUUCAUUUUGGUGAAAAAUAUAUAUUAAUCAUGCACGGUACGACACUACAAGUAGUUGUAGGGACGACCCUCGGUGAAUUCAAGGAAGUCCUAAGAAGCUCAGAAAGAGCCGAAGACAAUCCAUCCAAUCGUCUUUUGGAAGAACAUUCCAGAACCUCGACGCGUAGCUUCCCAAUCGGACAAAUACUAAAAACCACAGCACGAGGAUUGGAUGACUGUAAUGAAGAUUUUAUUUUUACUAAAACCUAUAAAUGCCUGAGUAUUUUGUACCAUACUUAACACUGUUUGAAAUAAGAUUCCUCACGACUAGUCUUCUGAGUUGCGGCUUGGAAGGUUCAGGCAUUCAAGUACUGAAGUUGUGAGCGGUAUAGCAAAGAAAAUAUAAGUUCCAGAUAUAACAGUAGUAAGGUACACUAAGUAAGGAAAUGGACAGUAUAAAUUCGGAAAUUUUGCAUUAACUGCUGUCACAUACUUUGUUGCAUGUGGCAUCGUUUGCGCAAGAACACACUACGAAGUGGUGCCAAUGAGAGUAAGGAUAAAGAUAUCUGUUGCAACAAUCUAAAAUUAUACUUAGUGAAGUAAUUAAUGAGUGAAGAUUUGUAGUCCAGGUGGAUAGCUUUGGUAGUGUUCGGUUCUAUGAGCUAAAUGAUUUAAUUGACAAACUUCAUUGUCAUCACGGUCAACAUCAUCAGCGCCUACUUCAUGGAAAAGUGAGCUUCCGACUAUUUUACAAACAUGAAGUUAGUCCAUUAUGAUGACCUUGUUUGCUUCUGCUUACUUUCGAGAUUUUAUCAACUUUAAGUGUCUUUUUGUUCUUGUUGAUAUUUUUGGUCGGCUAAACUCUGACCAUAUGAUCGUUCGAUCUCACAAAUCGGAUCUGUUUCUGUGUCUGUCGGUUGAUGAGUGAUCUGAAUGCAGUGCUUCUGUAGGUUUCUUGAAGUUUCAUCGGUUGAUAAAUUUGGUAGUUUUUCAAAACUAUAUCCCUUGUUGUCUGUAUGCAAUAAACGAUAGCGUCUUGUUCUUUAUCACCACUGAUCUGUAUUUGUGUAUGAGUGUAGAAAACAUCUACUUUAUCCAACGUUUUGUCUUCUGCAAUUGUUUUUGUUGAAUUCGUAUACAAUGUUUCAGUUAUCUUCAUUCACUGUUGGGUAUGACAGUCUUCAUUGGAUGGAAUGUGAGUUGAUUGUGUUCGCUUGUUGGGGACAAUGAUUCUAGAAGGCCCCAAAAUCUUAGUGGUGACUCCUAUAACUUUUUUCAUUUAUGCUGUGAUGAUCUAGUUAUCGUUGGCGCUUAUGUUGUGGCAUGUCUAUCUGCUGAACAAAUUUGAUUACGUUUCGCGGGUGACUAUUGUUUAGGGAUACAGUAUGUCGAUUCACAGACAAAAGUCGACAAAUCAUUCGGUCAGAGGUUAACCGACCAAAAGUAUCAACAAGAACAAAAAGACACUUAAAGAUGAUAAAAUCUCGAAAGUAAGCAGAAGCAAACAAGGUCAUCAUAAUGGACUAACUUCAUGUUUGUAAAAUAGUCGGAAGCUCACUUUUCCAUGAAGUAGGCGCUGAUGAUGUUGACCGUGACGACAAUAAAGGUUGUCGAUUAAACCUUUUAGUUCAUAGAACCAAACACUACCAAAAACACUAACAAAGUCUAGGAAUUGACCAUGGCUUCGCAAAAUUUUAACGUGACCAAUUAGCUAUAAGUUGCUACUAGAGAUAUCACUCACUUCAUUUUUCCAAAAUAUCAAUAGGUGUAUAUAAAAAUAUACUCUUUGAGGAACAUCGUUCUAUAAUUGUCUACGCUAUGUGAUUGCUAACUAACCGAACAUUUAUAAUAAUAUAAUAAUCCAGGUGCUAGACUAUGUCAUCAUUUUUCAGUAUGAAAAACUAAAUUCCUCACACAUUCUGAAUGAAAUUAAUGAAACUGACAUUGAGUUACUUAGUCGACAGAAAGAUACUGAAACUGACUAAUUAUCUCGGUAGUUGAAUAGUGAAUCAGUCAAUCUACAACUUUUUAUAUAUACAGAAACAUCAGUGAGACACUUUUGGGACUCAUAUUCAUUUAGCGAUAGAAAAAUCAAACGUUAAUUGCAGUCUAUAAUUCAUAAAAUAAGAUUAUGGUCAUAAAAAGUGAGUAACGAUUUGAUGAACAAUUACCUGGAUUCUACUUAUAGAUACUACUUUUUCGUAUCAAUCUAUAAUUUUCUUGUGACUAGUUAUAAUGUAUAAUGGAGAAAGAAACCAAAUUUAUAAUUGUGAAAUACAGGAUCAUAUUUAGUGGUUUUAUUAAGCCUUGACUGUAGGAAAAUCUUAAACGAUAUAUAUAACUUGCUUACGCCUGUUAUCCCUCAUGAAGGAGCAUAAGCCACCACCAGCAUUCUCCAUCAAACUCUGUCCUG